Molecule: messenger RNA, 2042 nt
Organism: Quercus lobata
Lineage: Eukaryota; Viridiplantae; Streptophyta; Magnoliopsida; Fagales; Fagaceae
Product: splicing factor YJU2-like
Exons: 5
Coding region: 860-1372 (170 amino acids)
Biological process (GO): mRNA splicing, via spliceosome
Cellular component (GO): U2-type catalytic step 1 spliceosome
Source: RefSeq, a predicted model, not a curated record
CUGAUCUCCUUUCCUCUUUCUCUAGACUGUUCCCAUCUCUCUCUCUCGCUCUCUCUGUGUGCAAGCCAUCCAUGGCGUCCGAUCUGGAAAUUAAGGCCAAGGAAGCCUACAUCGACGACCACUUCGAGCUAGCAGCUGAGCUCUACUUCCAGGCCAUCGAGCAAAACCCUGAAAGCAUUGAGCUCUUCGCUGAACGCGCCCAAGCCAACAUCAAACUCAACUGCUUCACUGGUUUUUUAGCCUUCCUUUCCUACCCUUUUUGAGUUUUUCUCUUUCUUUUCUCUUUUGGGUACUGAAAAAAAUUGUGGGUCUUUAUUGAUUUGUUGACUGUCUCUUUUUUUUUUUUUUUUUGUUUGGUUGCUGAGAAAACGUGAGGAAAAGAAAAUCGAAGAUGUGGGUGGGAAAUAAGUGAAGAAUUUUAAGUCUGUUGUGUUGAAUUGUUGUGUUUUUUUAGUAUUAUUAUUGUUGUUGUUGUUGGGUUUUACCCCAUCCUCUUGAGUAAAACUAGAAAGAGAUGGGGUUUCUUCUUCUUUUUCUUUUUCGUUUUUGUUUUUUCAGUUUCUUGGCAACCAAACAUACUUUAGAGUGUUUCGUGGUCACGACAGGGGAUACGGCAUGGUGAAGCAGAGGAAAGCAGCAAGAGCUUUUUUUUGGGAAAUCAUUUUGUUUCUCGUUCUCUGUUAGGGAUUUAAGUGAUUGGUGACAUGGCAAAGGGCUAUUAGAUGGCAUAAAACCAGUGGUUUACGCCACAGCCUGACCUAAUGUUUUCACAUAAGAAGAUGUAUUGCCAAACGGCUUAACCUGUGAGUUUCUUCAUUCGGAAAAAAACGUUCUGUUUGGCUUCUCCUCUAGAACCAGGAUGGUCAGAUGUAGACCGCCGCUUAGAUGCAAGAGACCGUUACCGAGGCCCACUAAGCUGCCAAGACCAGUGGUGGAAAAUGCCCCCUUCGUGCUCCCUAUCAACAUUCGCUGCAACGCCUGCUACCAAUAUAUUUACCAGGGCACCAAUCUCUUUGUCCGCAAGGAGGAGGUUCUUGAUGCGAGGUAUCUAGACUUUGAAUGCUGCCUGAUAUGCCUCAAAUGUACAAAUUGCUCUGCUGAGAUUUGGAUUAGGUCAGACCCAGUAAACAGAGACUAUUUUGUUGAGUCUGGCGCUACCAAAAAGCGUCAGGCUGCAGUGUCGAAAAAACCGAAUUACCAAGUUGCAUUGUCCAAAAAACGGAAAAGGGAAGCUGAAGAGGGUGGAGAUGCACUGAAAUCUUUAGAGAACACAACCUUGGGUUCUAAAAUAGAGAUUGCUGCGCUGGAUGAGAUGAAAUCCAUGGAGUCCCAACAUGCAACUGUGAGUGCAGAUUCUACGCUUAAGGAGUGACCAGCCAAAAUUGCCAAGAAGACGGAUAACAAAAAAAUUCUAGCAGUUCCCGCUGAAGUUGUUUCUGUUCUUGCGUAGAAAGCUUUGGUUGGAAAAAUUUUUCAACAGAGAUGGUCACUAGAUAAGGUUUAUGUAAUCUUUUUUUCUUUUUUUGUUUGUUUGUUUUUUUUUUUUUCCAUACUUAUUUUAUUUAUUGAAGUUUUAUUACUAAAUAAAUAAAAAAAGUAUUAUGGAUAUUUACUAUGGAAUGAUGUAGUGUUCUGGAUGUUUUUGUAUUUUUUUUUUUUUUUGGUAAAUAAAAAUGGGGGGAUUUAUGGUUAUAUUACACCCCCGGGCAGAGUGUCAGGCCAAUGCCGGACUUUCACCAUGGAGGCCUGUGUGGGAUUUUAACCCCACUAAGGAUGCCCACCAACGGACUCCUGCAGGCAGCGGGACUUGAAUCUAGGUGUGGUGCACGAAACGCUCGAGCCUUACCCACUCAGCCAAGCCCUCGUUGGCUGGAUGUUUUUGUAUUAAAACCUGGAAGGUAGUAGUAUUAUGGUUGUGUUAUGGAACAAUGUCAAGUAUUUUGUACUACGAAUGGUUAGGUGUUAGGUGUUAUGUGUUACAAAUGCCUAUGUUUAAUCAUGAUAAUGUAAUACGUGGAAGCAUAUGAGUGUUUUUCUCUGUU